CCCGGCCCCAGGGCACCGGCUUGGCAUGGAGAACCGGGCGUCCUCCGGGCCAGAGGGGGCGCCGGGCGCCCGGGCGCAGCUGGCCGUCGUCUGCCUGGUGAAUCUGUUUCUCACUGGGAGGCUCAGCAGCGCUGUUCCUGCCUUAGCUGCCUGCAGCGGGAAGCUGGAGCAGCACACGGAACGGCGAGGCGUCAUCUACAGCCCGGCCUGGCCUCUCAACUACCCGCCAGGCACCAACUGCAGCUGGUACAUCCAGGGUGACCGUGGGGACAUGAUCACCAUCAGUUUCCGCAACUUUGAUGUGGAGGAGUCCCACCAGUGCUCCCUGGAUUGGCUCCUGCUGGGCCCCGCAGCUCCCCCUCGCCAGGAGGCCUUCCGGCUCUGCGGCUCGGCCAUCCCGCCCGCUUUCAUCUCGGCCCGCGACCACGUCUGGAUCUUCUUCCACUCGGAUGCCUCCAGCUCUGGCCAGGCCCAGGGCUUCCGCCUCUCCUACAUCCGAGGCAAGCUGGGCCAGGUGUCCUGCCAGACGGACGAGUUCCGCUGUGACAACGGCAAGUGCCUGCCGGGCCCGUGGCAGUGCAACGCCAUGGAUGAGUGUGGAGACGGCUCGGACGAGGGCAACUGCUCGGCCCCGGCCUCCGAGCCGCCCGGUAGCCUGUGCCCCGGGGGCACCUUCCCUUGCAGUGGGGCGCGCUCCACCCGCUGCCUGCCGGCCGAGCGGCGCUGUGACGGCACGCAGGACUGCGGCGACGGCUCGGACGAGGCGGGGUGCCCCGACCUGGCAUGUGGCCGGAGGCUGGGCAGCUUCUACGGCUCCUUCGCCUCCCCGGACCUGUUCGGCGCCGCCCGCGGGCCGUCGGACCUGCACUGCACGUGGCUUGUGGACACGCAGGACCCGCGGCGCGUGCUGCUGCAGCUGGAGCUGCGGCUGGGCUACGACGACUACGUGCAGGUGUUCGAGGGCCUGGGCGAGCGCGGGGACCGGCUGCUGCAGACGCUCUCCUACCGCAGCAACCACAGGCCCGUGAGCCUGGAGGCCGCGCAGGGCCGCCUCACGGUGGCCUACCAUGCCCGCGCCCGCAGUGCCGGGCACGGCUUCAACGCCACCUACCAGGUGAAGGGCUACUGCCUCCCGUGGGAGCAGCCCUGCGGGAGCCGCAGCGACGGGGGCACUGAGGACCAGGGCUGCUUCUCCGAGCCGCAGCGCUGUGACGGCUGGUGGCACUGUGCCAGUGGCCGGGACGAGCAGGGCUGCCCAGCCUGCCCACCGGACCAGUACCCCUGCGAGGGUGGCAGCGGCCUGUGCUACGCACCUGGCGACCGCUGCAACAACCAGAAGAGCUGCCCCGACGGUGCCGACGAGAAGAACUGCUUCUCCUGCCAGCCGGGCACCUUCCACUGUGGCACCAACCUGUGCAUCUUUGAGACGUGGCGCUGUGACGGCCAGGAGGACUGCCAGGACGGCAGCGACGAGCACGGCUGCCUGGCCGCGGUGCCCCGCAAGGUCAUCACGGCCGCCCUCAUCGGCAGCCUGGUGUGCGGGCUGCUGCUCGUCAUCGCCCUGGGCUGCGCCUUCAAGCUCUACUCGCUGCGCACGCAGGAGUACAGGGCCUUCGAGACCCAGAUGACACGCCUGGAGGCCGAGUUCGUGCGGCGGGAGGCACCCCCAUCCUACGGGCAGCUCAUCGCGCAGGGCCUCAUCCCGCCCGUGGAGGACUUCCCCGUCUACAGUGCGUCCCAGGCCUCGGUGCUGCAGAACCUUCGCACGGCCAUGCGGCGGCAGAUGCGCCGGCACGCUUCCCGCCGGGGCCCGUCUCGCCGCAGGCUCGGCCGCCUCUGGAACCGGCUCUUUCACCGGCCGCGGGCACCUCGAGGCCAGAUCCCGCUGCUGACAGCUGCACGCGCCUCACAGACUGUACUGGGUGAUGGACUCCUCCAGCCAGCAUCUGGGGCUCCCCCGGAUCCCCCAGGAUCCCAUACAGACACAGACAACCCCAGGGCUACUGCGGAUGGGCCUCCCAGUGGUCCUGGUCAUGCGUCAGAAGUGGGGCCUUCAGCGCUGCCCCCGUCGUCAGGCCUGCAAGACCCAGAGUACAGGCCGACGGACAAGGACAGAAAGGCCUGUAGGGACCCUCUGGAGGAUAGCUCAGCCCCUGUGGACACACCUCCUGAUCCCUGCUUGGCCCAGGAACCCCAGGCUUGCACUGCCAGUAGCACCCAGGAUCCCCACUCACCAGAGCCACUGGGGGUCUGCAGAAGCCCCCCACCACAUAGUUCCCCAACAUUGGAGGCCAGUGAUGAUGAGGCUCUGCUCGUCUGCUGACCCACCGGACGCUGGUGACUGCCACAGCCCCGCUUUGUAACCAGGGAAUACACAGUCAUUUCUA
This is a messenger RNA of Jaculus jaculus (lesser Egyptian jerboa), 2387 nucleotides long. RefSeq names its product LDL receptor related protein 3 (gene Lrp3). Gene Ontology annotation, molecular function: protein binding. The transcript has 7 exons. Gene Ontology annotation, cellular component: plasma membrane. Lineage: Eukaryota; Metazoa; Chordata; Mammalia; Rodentia; Dipodidae. Bases 26 to 2323 code for a protein of 765 amino acids. The record is from RefSeq and is a predicted model, not a curated record.